AUGAAGAUCUCAUCCGCAUUCGUCCUUACCCUCCUCACCGGCGCGCUGGCCGCGCCCCAGGCCCUGGUCAAAUCCGAAUCAGAGAAGCACGAUGUUGACGUCACUGCUAUGGUCCUCCAGGGCUCUCGCUUCACCAAUGCAGUUGAAGCUAGAUUUGAGGAAGUUGGCGUUACACUCGAUAUGCGCGAUGUUGCUGCCGACGCUGUCGAGGGCGAGGAGGAUAUAGUGGCAAGGGGGGCCAAGAAGAAGGCAGCGGCACAGAAGGCAGCGGCACAGAAGGCAGCGGCACAGAAGGCAAAGGCACAGAAGGCAAAGGCACAGAAGGCAAAGGCACAGAAGGCAAAGGCACAGAAGGCAAAGGCACAGAAGGCAGCGGCACAGAAGGCAAAGGCACAGAAGGCAGCGGCACAGAAGGCAAAGGCACAGAAGGCAAAGGCACAGAAGGCAGCGGCACAGAAGGCAGCGGCACAGAAGGCAGCGGCACAGAAGGCAGCGGCACAGAAGGCAAAGGCACAGAAGGCAGCGGCACAGAAGGCAGCGGCACAGAGAGGAUAG
Molecule: messenger RNA, 555 nt
Organism: Pochonia chlamydosporia 170
Lineage: Eukaryota; Fungi; Ascomycota; Sordariomycetes; Hypocreales; Clavicipitaceae
Product: histone h1-like nucleoprotein HC2 domain-containing protein
Exons: 1
Coding region: 1-555 (184 amino acids)
Source: RefSeq, a predicted model, not a curated record